AUGAGUUCAUCAACAACAAAUAAAUUUUAUGAAUUUAUGGCUGAGCCACUUAGUGAUAAAGGCAUUUGUGGUGUUCCUAGUAUGGGUGAUGUUCUCGGUGCAAAACUAUCCGAAGCCGGUUAUGAAAAGCUUGUCAGCGCAGCCCCAUUUGGGGCUAAAAUGUGGAACUCACGUAUCCAUAUAACCUAGGGGCUAUGUUACUGUGAAUUUUUGCAAAUGUUAUUACUCUCAUUUCAUACAUAUAUGUUUGCAGCGAAGCUUUGGAUGAAGUUGAACAAUUAUAAACCACGGCAAGGAGAUUGCCAAGGUGUCGGUCACGGUCUGUGAUGGGGGUGGGAGAGGGGAGCCGUAAAACCUCGACUUAAAACUUACACUCACUAUUUUCUUCGAAAAUCUACGUGAGUUCCACAAAAGUUUGUUUUUAUUCCCCUUUCUGAAAGAAAGGGUUAUACGGCAGUUAAAUAUUCUUACAGUUUGUCUGUCUGUCCAAGCCAACCAGAAUUCAGUAUGCGCUAAACCAAUAAAAACUCACCAAUAGUUCUUACACAGUUUCACCGAAGGUUAUCGAGGGUGGGAAAUCCGAAUCUGAGGUUGGUUUAAUAUUAUUAAUUUAUCAAUUGAUUAAUAAUUAAUAAUUGAUAAUAUUAAUUCUUGACAAAGUUUCACCAAAGGUUAUUGAGGACGAGGAAUCAGAAUCUGAGAAUGGUUUAAUAUUAAUAAUCAAUAUUAUUAAUUUUUGAUAAAAUUUGACCCAAGGAGAAACUGAGACAGAAAAUUCGGAUCCCAGGCAAGGUUUUGAUAUAACUGAUUACGUUAAUAAUUAGUUAAUAGCUAAUUAAUUAAUAAUUAGUUUCUAUUGAAUUAAUCAAAACCACGAAAACAAAUUGGAAAACUCAGAUCAGAUUGUCUAAUAUCUAAGCCUGAACAACUUCAGUUCCUGAGCCAAUUAAUAAAGAUAGUACCAACAAACAUGCUUCUUUCUAUCAACAUAUCUGUUCAUUAUCUUAACCAUAGCCAAUAAAAAAAUGACAGCAACACGAAAAAAACCAAGAUCCUCAUCAACAUAUACUGAAGGUCAAAGCUUGUGAUGCAUGGAACAGCUAGCCGUAAAUGGCGCCGACGAACGAUUAAUCGUUUGCCUUUAAGCCCUCCUCCUCAAAAAAAAGUCAAUUUUCGUCCAAAAAAUGAAAAUUGAGAUAAAUGCAUGGGAAGAUAGCCGGAGUUCCGCUCUUUCAGAAACAACAUGAUUUUUUUAAACAGACACCCAUUUUGGGACAAAAUUUUUGAUAAUUUCCAUCAUCUACUUCUUAAAAAGCAGGUUUCUUUUCGAAAAACGAAAAAUGUUUUUCUUUUUUUCUCAGUUGAUGCUUUCUUGAUCGCGCAAACCAGAAUUCUCUGUGUAUCCUAAUUCUAUAUACUUUUUUUUUGUUUGAAAGAGCAUGUCAAAAUGCAGUGCAGUGCAGAGUCCAUUUUUUAAAUAAGCUUUGUUUGUUUUUUAUUAUAUAUACAAACACUUGUGUAAAUUGACGCCCAUUUUUAGAGAGAGUUUUGAGUCAUUGAACUUGUCAUCGCUUUUCUCCGUAGAAAAAGUAGGAAUUUAAAAAAAGGCUCUAUACUACACUGCCUCCUGAGAUGCUCUUUCAAACAAGAAAAAUUUAAAUAUAAAGAAUGAGCAUGGGGAGAGAAAUUUGGUUUGCCAAAUGUGCUAUUUUUAACCUUUGUUUGGUGAAUGUCUGUCAAAUGUCAUGGUAUCAAACUAAACAUUUUACCAUAGCCUCUCAACUGCAGCCCCAACAUCUCCUUAAAAUUUCAGCCAAUUUGGAUGUACUUGGAUUUGCAUCGAUUUUUGAGGGCACCUUAAAUUAGACACUCAAGCAAUGGCUCAAGAGGAAUUGGGAAAAAUAGCUCAUAGGAUGAUAUGCAUCAAACUAGAUGACGAUCGUGACUACGACACAUGCAGAAUCACAGUAUCUUGAAAAAUGUAUAAUUUUGACUCUUAUACGAAGUUCACUAGAAAGGUUUACUAUGUAGUUUUAGAAUUCAACUACAGUGUAUCUCAAUUGGUUUCCCCCUACGUUCUUUUUUUUGUUUUUAUUAGUAUACUUCUUUAUUUAUUAACCUACUAUAUCCCCCGAGCCAAAAUAAAUGGAGCACCUUAUUUUCAUGCUUUUUAUCUCUGUAUAGUUGUUGCUGGUCUCAGUUUUAUAUCACAGAUACAUCUUUGAUUACUUAAUCUUUCCUGAAAAUUUUAGCCUUACAGAAUGAGAAUUUGUUUAGAAUUUAAAAGAUUGGUUUUCUUCUGGCAAGUGACAUUAGAAGCUAGGUACUUGAUACUGUUGCUAUGGUUUCCCAGGAACUAAAACAGAUGGAAAUUUGAUUUUUUUAGAAAUGAAUAACCAUCUUUAGACCAAUAAAACGAAGAAAAAUUAUCAAAAUCGAUUGAGUAGAACUCGACUUAUAGGCGUUUUUCUUUUCGGAACUGAACGGUACAAUGCUGUGCUCUUCAUUCAUAUACCUUGUCCGUCUAGCUUUUCUAAUAUCCGUGUUUCAGUUAAAGUGCAAACAAAAGAUCUGAAAUUUCUGCCACAAACUAUUCUUAUUAUGCCUUUUAUAUCUGCAAAGUUUCAGGUCAAAAUUCGAAAUUUCAUUUUUUUUUUGAAUUGUCUAUCGGAAAUUGCCCUGGUCCUUCUUAGAAUCAUGAAAAAAAAAUCAAAGUUCGAAAUUUUGUCAUGAAAUUUUGUGUAUAUUAAGGACUCAAUGAGAAUAGUUUAUGGCAGAAAUUUCAGAUCUUUUUGUUACACUUAAACUGAAAUACGGAUAUUAGAAAAACUAGACAGACUACAUAUAAGGUAAGUGACAUAAAACAAUUUGUUUUUUUAAAUUUUUUCUUUCAUAUUAAGAAGCACUGUUCUGAUUUAAAUGGUGAUACAGAUAGUACGAGAGACUGGCUACAACAUGUACUAUAGAAGGAGACUCUGUCUGUAGAUAUAUCGUAAUGAAUGUAUUUUCUUAUCUAAAAUAAACGAAGAACAGAUGAAAACAAGCUGAACUAUUGCUAGCAUGACGGUUUUCCCUGCUGUGCGGCAAUAAAGAUCAUUUUAGUAUGGAAAAGUUUCUCGUCAACGCUGCAUACUAAAAACAUAAAUACAAAAGAGGAUUACUUAGUCGUAGUCAGAAUCGUUUAUUUGGUAAGAUAGGACUAAAAGAUUUGGUUCGGCAACUUUCUGUGCUCUAUAUUACGGUAUUAUCUGGAAUUUAGUGAUAACCGUUAGCAAAUACGUCGAAUCUUAAUAUUAUUGUGAAACACGAAUUAAAAGGAGUAUUGAAGUAGAGGAAUAGAGUGUUAGAUUGCCUCCCACCAUCCCCACCGAUCACGACAGACAUUGCCAUGAAAACGUCACAGACCAUGACAGACAUGGCCAGUGUCUCGUGCCAGACAGCUUAGCAAUGCCCCAUCUCCUUAUCACAGACCAUAACAGAGGUUUGUCACAAUUGAAAUGUAUUGCGUAUUUAUUUCUGUAAACUACUCACAGAGACAUUCGUAGGUUUCUAGCAAACUAACAAAGUCUAGGGAAAUAUUGAUUUAAUUUUCGCUGAUGACUCGAAGAGAGUAUCGAGUAUACGGCUGGCACUUUAACUUUACUUUAAAAGUUAAAGUAAAAACACUUUAAACUUUAAGCUUUAAUUAAAGUAACAAACUUUCACACUUUAACUUUAAAAAAACUAAAGUUAAAGUACUUGUACCAUCGGUAAGAAACGACCAUGUUCAGAAUUUAGGUCCUCAUCCCGCGACCAAAGCGGGAGUAUUUGGGUCUCUUCUGCCUAUCCUUGAGGGGUAUUUAGGUCCUCACUGGGUUACCAUAGCGGGAGUACUCGGGUUCUCAUUUGGCUAUCCUUGAGGGGGUACUUCGGUCUCAUUUGGGUACCCUUGAAGGGUACUCGGGUCCUGAUUUUGCUAUCCUUAAAAGUGUACUUGGGUCCUAAUUUGCCUAUCCUAGGGGGAGUACUUAGGUCGUCAUCUGGCUAUUCUUGAAGCAGUACUUGGGUCUCAAUGGGGGAAAAGUUGAGUUUUUUGAGUUUUUACGUCAAAAACCUCAGAAAGCUCAAAAAACUCAGUUUUCAAUCCAAUUCAUCAGAACUAUCAGUUUUUAUUCAAAUUAAUCAAAAAUAUGGAUUUUUUGUUCAGAUAAUCAUAUGUUAUUUCCAGCGUAAUUAUUGUUAAUAACCUUAGUAAUAGACAUGAAUGUAGCAAAGACACUGCAAUACAAUUUAAAUGUGGUCCAAAAGUGUCGACCCUUCGCUGUAAAUUGGCGCUAUCUAUACAAAUACAUGUAUAGACAGUUCAUCAAAAUACACAGUUAGUGGAGAAUGAUUACGAUUAUCAUUUGAAAAAAAACGGUCCAGAUUGUGUCAUGGUCUUGAAAAGUUACGAUCAUUUUAUUAAUCAUCACGAAGUAUUUAUAUGUUACAUUAUUUUGCGGAAACAAAAAAUAUUCUUGUAAUGUUUGAGCCAUUAAAGUCGAUCAAAAUUUUAUUUUCUACAUGUUUUUACCAGAUACUUUUAUAUGGUCCAUACUUGGAACCGAAUCGUCAGGUUUGCCAGUUACCGGUCCGGUUGAACUCUUCAAACAGGUCAGUUUUUACCAGUUUUUUAUCGGUUUUUUUACUAAUUUUUAAUGCCCUAAGGCUGGGCUAUUUUGAUUAUUUUUAUCGAUUGCUAUGACCUAAGCAAUCCAGAAAUAUGAGCUUGAAUGUCUUCAACUAACAAAUUUCUAGUCAUCAUCAAAAUCACAGCUUUAAAUAUUGAGCUCAUGUUCUCUUGUCGAACGAUAAGGACCUCGGACUAUGUUGAAUGAAUUGAUUAUGGUCACGAAGAGUUAGUCAGGCAUCAAAGCCAAAUUCAGUCUAAAGUAAAUAUUUUACACCUGCGAAUUUCGAGUUCACUUUCUGAACUACUUUUAAGUGGCCGUCAAAAACUCUCAAUGGCUAUUAGUUUCCAGUUCCUCCUUUCGCUACAAAAAUAUCAGAAAAGAUUCCGUUCUCUUGGAAAAGUUAGAUUAACUGCUAGUAUCAUGCAACUGUGUAAAUAUCUAGGUAUAAGAAUCCUAAAAAUAUGAAGUCUAGUCUUAAACCGUACUUUGUUGCUCAUUUUAUCUUUCUAUCGAUAGGGGUAUCCUUUUUUGAAUUGAGAAGCCUUUCAGUUGUGUCAAGUAUUGAUUUCAAAUAAAAAUAGAUUAAAUUUAUUAAUUCUUGUGAAGAAAUCAUAUCUUUAUUGAAGAAAGUCAGAAAAAACAAAUCAUAAAUGUUUUGCAACGUUAGUUGUUGUGAAUUACUAUACGAAAAGUUUCAAAAGAGUUCUUCCUUCAUUCAUAGUGAUAAUGUAUAUAGAAUGUGACAGAGUAAAAUAGAAGUUGUUACUAUGAGUAACUCUAAAAGUUACAUGAGUUUCACAUCGUAUGUCUUCGUGAACCUGUAUUAAUAAACUUUCCCUGAAAGAGCUAGUUGGUUAAUUGAUAUAUUAAACGAACUCGUUUUCCUCGGUUCCAUUUUAUACUCGGACCCGUCGGUUUUCCACCGGUCCAGUCAAAAAAAGUCUACCAGUUCCAAGUAUGUUUCAUAGCAUUUGUGUUUACGAUACUGUGAAACCUUCACUUGCUCAUUCCUAUUUCAAAGUAUUAAUCAAUGAUCUGGAAAAGUUUUACCCAAGCAAACGGCUUGCUGACUGGUCACACACCAUAAGUCAACUCUUUCGUCAGAUCGUUUGAUGCGUGUGGGGACAACAAAAUAAACAUGUUUUUUUCGUUCUUUUUUCGAAAUAUAAUGUAAAGAUUGAAUAAGUGUGCUGAUGUCACUCGUGUACUGGAACUUUGCUUGACCAAUGAAACUUGAACUUGGCUUUGAAAGAUAUUUUUAUACUCGCAUAGCUAUUUACUGCACACGUUGAAAACACAAUUUUAGCUUACGAACUGCUACAGACAAAUCUGACUGCUUAGGAAGAUAUUAACAUGUAGUAAGACGAUUAAUACAAUAGCGUAAAUGACACAUCACUGACGAUUUUGCCGAGGUUAACAUAAUUAAAUUAACAAAGAAAAAAGUUUUAAACAGCAUAUGCACACUAAUUCUAUUGGGAAAAUGCUGUUUUAUGAAUAAAAUUUCUCGAAAAAAUAAAUAAAAAACAUCAGAUUUCAUUCAAACAAAAAUCAAAUUUUUCAAAAUUAUCAAAUCAGCCAAAAAACUCAGUUUUCAGCUUUUUUUCCUUGUUGGAUCCUCAUUUGCCUAUCCUAGCGAGAGUACUCGGUCCUCAUUUGGCUACGCUAAGGGGAGCGCUUGGGUCUAGGGAUGUAACAAUACCAAUGCUUCCUAUAACAAUACUACUUGGUAUUGGUCAAUCUUGGUACUGGUAGGUAUGGGUAUUGGUAUAUAGGAGGGGAAAAGGAGGUCUACUGGUACUUCAAGUCAAACAUCAAUAUUUUGAAAAAUCAGUUAGUCAUUCCGAUCCCUCGACUCCGAAAAUAUUCUAUCAAACUUUAAAAGAAAAAUGGUACUUCCUUAAAAUACCUUUGUUAUAGCGAGAAAACGCUUAUCAGCGGAGCCUCUUUGGGACUAAAAUGUGGAACUCACAUAUUCACAGAACCAUGUCUGUUACGAUCUGUGAACUGGGUUGCGAAGGUAUCUAUCACAGUCUAUGAUAUAUCGUUGCUAAGGAUGUUUGUAAGGGGGAGGAGCUGAAAAACUUCGACUUGGAACUUCCACUGACAUAUUUUUCUAUGUGAGUCCCACACCCUUAAAUUCGAACAUUUUGAGAAACCGAUAAUAAAUUCUGGUUUUGUGGAACUCACGUAUAUUUUCGAAGAAAAUAGUGAGUAAGUUUUAAGUUCAAGGUUUUGCGGCUCUCCCCCCCCCCCCCCC
Rotaria sp. Silwood1 is the source of this 6909-nucleotide messenger RNA. NCBI's taxonomy places the organism in Eukaryota, Metazoa, Rotifera, Eurotatoria, Philodinida, Philodinidae. The record is from the annotation of a GenBank genome assembly.